This is a messenger RNA of Metarhizium acridum CQMa 102, 2025 nucleotides long. RefSeq lists its product as uncharacterized. NCBI's taxonomy places the organism in Eukaryota, Fungi, Ascomycota, Sordariomycetes, Hypocreales, Clavicipitaceae. The record is from RefSeq and is a predicted model, not a curated record.
AUGGAAACGGUGAAUAGCAUCGAGUACAUGGUCCGGGACCUCAACACUCGUUCUGUCGUCCUGUUCCCAACGCGAGCACAGGUCGUCAGAGAGAUGACAGCCGUCAACCUCAAGCCUGCAACCAAUAAAAUUACCGUCAUCGGACUAAGUCCAACGAUUGAACAAGAGUCCAUCAAAGUCGAAGGCGGUGGAUCCUCCGUCAUCAUUACAGACGUUGCCGUGGAGUUGUUGCCGAACCGCGAUAUCUUUGAGGAGGUUUAUCCCGACUCGAGUAGAGACCAAGCCGACUGCGAUUGCAAUGACCAGUCUGACGCUGUCUCUGACUCGGAUUCGGGUCAAGAGCAGAGGCCUGAAAGGUCCUUCGCCCAGGCUAAACUUCAAAAAAUUCAGGAGAAGCUCGAAAUUGCUACUGAGAGAGUAGACAAUGCCACCAGCCGUCUUAAAAUUCUGGAAUCGUAUGCUUCCGCACUGCAAGAAGAGGGGAGAGUAGGGGAUAUUAAUGAUGAACUAGAAAAGUACAGAGUUUUGCGUGAUGAGCUGUUCAUGGAACGUGUUGAGAGGAAGAAGAUUCAAAGGGGACUGAGAGAACAACUAGACAAAUUACAACGGCAACAAGUCAAAGAAAAAGCGAAAGAACAAAAGGCCAAAGAAAAGGUUCGCCAAGAACAUGAACAGAAAAAAUCUCUCAAACGCAAGCUUGACGAAGAAAGGCACAAGGAGCAAGAUCGUGUCCGCCAAGAGCGUGAGAACUUUUGGCCGCGGUAUUGCUACUCUGUGUGCAUCACAAUUGAAUGCGACUCCAACACUCCACUGCCUUCCAGAAGCAUUGGAAAAGCGGGUGUCAUGCGAGUGUCGUCGCCAACAUCAACGGAGGCGGGUACAGUAGCUCCAUGCUCUACGUGCGACUUGGUUUUGUCAUAUGUCACCAGCUCUGCGGGAUGGGCACCGAGUUACGACUUGCAGCUGUCUACAAAAAGUUCCACUGCUAUCCUACGUUUCGAUGCGCAACUGAUAAAUACCACGUCUGAAUCAUGGUCUAACUGCAAGGUUGUCUUGUCCACAUCACAGGCCACAUUUGGUGGGCUAGACGACGUCGCCCCGAGCCUGAACCCGUGGAAGAUCAAACUCGAACCGACAGUUUCAAGGGAGAAGGAGAACCAAAUACUGACGAGCCGUGAGGAGUCGACACACUAUACCGAUUGGGUGGCAUCCAAGAAAAGCAAUGGUGUCAACAAGACUCGCGGGGAAAUGUUUAUAAAUAGCGGUCUCUUCGUCGACGCACUCAGCGACUUUGAGCAGUCACUCAUGGCAGAGGCUUGCUUUGACACCCUGUAUAAUCUCCCAGGCUUAAGGACUCUGGCGCCUAGAUCUACUCCAUCUAAGCAUCGGGUAGAUUGCCUCACUUUCGACAAAGUUAUGUUUAGCCGCAAGGCCGUUCCCAAGUACAGGCCAGUAGUCUACCUCAAGGUCAAAAUGAGAAAUACGAGCAAAAUUAGUUUACUCAGAGGUCUUGCUGGGCUUUCUCUUGACGGGAGUUUUAUGGGCCGCAAGGUGUUGCCCCGUUGUAGCGCUGGUGCUUUGUUCAGCUUGAACCUGGGCGUCGAUCCUGCCGUCAAGAUAUUCUAUUGCAAGGCAGAGGUAGGAAUAUCAACAACUGAAAUGUUUAGAAAAGAAAUCUAUGCACGGUCAAUUACGAUGCAAAACAUUCGAGCUCCAGCGGACGGGCCUGUGUCCAUCAAAGUCCGGGAUCAGAUCCCUGUGUCGGAUGACCAUUGCCUUAGAGUCAAGCUCUUGAGUCCUAAAGUAACAACGAUUGACGGUCCAAAGGUUCUUGUUGGUUCACCGGGCCGGGAUGCAAUUUGGGAUGAAGAUUGGGGUGUAGCGACGGCGACGGCGACGCGCGACAAAACCGGUGAAAUCAAUUGGGACGUAUCGCUGAAUGCGGGCAAGGCUGUGCGCUUGAUCAUGGAAUAUUCUGUAUCCUUCCCACAUGGAGAAGGUGCUAUUCAAAGCUGGGACUCUUAA